Messenger RNA from Eucalyptus grandis, 1788 nucleotides. Its product is annotated as protein trichome birefringence-like 25. Gene Ontology annotation, cellular component: Golgi apparatus. The record is from RefSeq and is a predicted model, not a curated record. Gene Ontology annotation, molecular function: O-acetyltransferase activity. NCBI's taxonomy places the organism in Eukaryota, Viridiplantae, Streptophyta, Magnoliopsida, Myrtales, Myrtaceae.
CUCUCCCCCUCAAACCGUCCUCUCUCUCUCUCUCUCUCUCUCUCUCUCUCAUAAUUAAACUUCCUGGUUAAACACCGCUUGGGUUGUUGCGAAAAAGCUUGCCCACACUUCAACAAGUAAUCACUAACUACCCUCUCUCUCUGUCUCAAACCUUGCUAUGUCUUGAUCCUUUCUUGGGCACGGGGAGUCGAGGGAAAUGAGGCCUGAAAUCAACCCAUCAUCCCUCCACAAGCAAAAUUACGUCUUUGCCAAGUUCGCUCUGUCAUUUCUAUUGAUAGGUCUCGCUUUUCGCCUCUUCUUCUCUGAUUCUAUCAAAUUGCCGUCGUCAGUCGUUCAGGAGCCACCCGUCUCAGAAUCAAAAACCGAAACUCAAUCGCCUCUCGUGUCUCUGCCUAUUCAAAAGCAGGACGAGGUUGAUCCUUCGGCUGCUUUCCCGGCCAAGAAUGAGUCCCUGAUCAAUCGGACAGAAACUUGUGAUAUCUUUGUUGGAGAAUGGGUACCUGACCCAUCCGGUCCCUUUUACACCAAUGAGAGUUGCCACGUAAUUGAGUCUCAUCAAAAUUGUAUGAAAAAUGGACGUCCUGACUCUGAUUACCUCUACUGGAGGUGGACUCCCUGGGACUGCAAGCUGCCCAAGUUUAAUCCUGGGAAAUUUCUUGACAUGAUGAAGGAUAAGUCAUGGGCGUUUAUUGGCGAUUCCAUCUCUCGUAACCAUGUUCAGUCAUUGCUCUGCAUCCUCUCUCAGACUGAGGAAGCCAUUGAGGUCUACCAUGACAAAGAGUACAGAUCAAGAUGGCAUUUUCCAGCUCACAACUUCACCCUCGCGGUCAUAUGGACUCCUCUCCUUAUUAAAGCAGAUAUAUUUGAAGAUAUAAAUGGAGUGUCCUCAUCAGAAAUCCAGCUUCAUCUCGACAAACUUGACAAGAUAUGGACUGAGCAGUACAAGAACUACGAUUACGCCGUGAUUGCCAGUGGCAAGUGGUUUCUGAAAACUGCCAUCUACCAUGAAAACGAUUCAGUCAUGGGAUGUCACAACUGCCAUGGAAAGAACUUGACAGAGCUAGGUUUCGAAUAUGCAUACAGGAAAGCUCUUCAGCUAGUUUUGAACUUUGUCAUUACUUCUGAACAUCAGGCAUUUGUUUUCUUUAGAACCACCACCCCGGAUCAUUUCGAGAAUGGGGAAUGGUUUAGUGGGGGUACUUGCAAUAGAACAGUUCCAUUCAAAGGUGGGGAGGUGGGCCUGAAAGAUGUGGACGCAAUCAUGCGCGACAUCGAACUGGAGGAAUUCGAGAAAGCCGUGAAAAUAGGAUCCCAGAAAGGGGUCACUUUGGCAUUACUUGACACAACGCAGAUGUCGCUCUUACGGCCUGAUGCACACCCAGGUCCGUAUCGGCAAUUCCAACCAUUUGCUCAAGACAAAAAUGCCAAGGUCCAGAACGAUUGCUUGCAUUGGUGCUUGCCAGGGCCGAUCGAUUCUUGGAAUGAUCUGGUAAUGGAAACGUUGGUGAACCUUUCAAAAGGAAAUCUUCACUAACAUGAUUUCGGGCAGUAUAAAUUACUUGCAAAGAGAUGGUUUCCAUCUCCGACGGUACGGAGAAAAGGUCGUAGCAUUGCUAUCCCAAUUUGGUCAGUGGGGAUAAAGCUUGUAAAGGGAUCAAUUACAAAUACUUCAUCAAUUACGAACACUUACAUUCCUACCCAUUCUUCAAUUCUUGAAUUGUAUCUGAGGGAGCUACAGGAUAGCCUUGCUUUAAGGCAGAUUGCUCAUCGGAGUUCGUUCACUUAUUA